Messenger RNA from Morchella importuna, 1617 nucleotides. RefSeq lists its product as uncharacterized. The record is from RefSeq and is a predicted model, not a curated record. Gene Ontology annotation, biological process: iron ion transport; intracellular iron ion homeostasis; copper ion import. The transcript has 3 exons. Lineage: Eukaryota; Fungi; Ascomycota; Pezizomycetes; Pezizales; Morchellaceae. Gene Ontology annotation, cellular component: plasma membrane. Gene Ontology annotation, molecular function: ferric-chelate reductase activity. The coding region runs from base 1 to 1617 and encodes 538 amino acids.
AUGAUCCCACUAUUUGUUUGUAUGGUGCGAAAUAACUGGAUUGGUGAUGCUGUCCAGGUCAAUUUCGACACAUGGAACUUGUUCCACAGAUGGAUUGGCAGGAUCGUCGCCCUAGAAUCUUUUGCACAUAUGGGUGCGUGGACAGUAAACAAAAUUGACCAAUCUGGAUGGUCUGGUGUUGCCGAAGCAUACAAAAUCUCACCGUUUUUGCAAGUUGGCUUGAUGGCUGAAAUUGCACUUGCUUUGAUCGCUGUAGCAUCUGCAUCACCCCUUCGACACGCGAACUAUGAGUUCUUCCUAUCGCUUCACCAAAUCCUGGUCAUUUUCUUCAUGGUUGGCGUUUACUGGCAUCUUGUCAUUGACCAGCUGCCGCAAAUCACCUACGCGAACAUCACCAUCGCGAUUUGGGUGCUCGACAGAGUAAUGAGAAUUUUCUGGAUCCUCCGCUGGAAUAUCAAGAUGAAAGGUGGCAAGGUUUCAUGUAACGUGGCAGAGGUUAUUCCUCUCAAAGGAGCCAAUGCUGUACGAGUCAGUGUGGAGCUCGUCCGUCCUUGGGACUUCAAGCCGGGUCAACAUGCAUAUAUAUACAUUCCCAGGAUCGGUUGGUGGCAGUCUCACCCAUUCUCGAUCGCCUGGGCGUCCACAGAACAGGAGUUCACAGAAAGCGAAGACGCAACCUGGGUCGAACACGGCACCGCCGAGGAUCUACGAAGAAGUCAAAUUUUUGCGGCGGAGACCGGUGAAAAGGUCGACUCUAUGGUCUCGGUGCGCGAGCAUGACGCCCAGCAUUUAUCUACGCCGCGCUCUGGCGGCGGAAACCCCUACGAGAUCAGCCCGCACCAUUUGAGCCCUGAGGGGCACCAUCACAACAACCGAAACAGCACCUAUAGCUCGCGCCCCGCCUCUAGGCUUCAUCGUCUUAGCAUGCCCCCAUUGCCAGUCUAUCACCGGGAAUUAGUCACGACGCAGGCACUGAAAACCAAGACCACAAUGCACUUUGUCAUAUCAAAGCACAGCGGCUUCACCAAGAAACUCUACGACGCGGCAGCUAAGGCUAAUAAUGGCAAUGACGGCGAGAAGGGUGAGGUGGCUCCUCUCCAGGUUGUUGGCAUGUUCGAAGGUCCCUACGGGGGGCACCACUCAUUCGACUCGUAUGGCACCACAAUUUUCGUGGCUGGAGGGGUCGGGAUUACCCACGGUAUUGGGUAUGUGAAACACCUGUUACACGGCUACAACAAGGGCACUGCAGCGACGCAGAGGAUCAAGCUUGUCUGGGUUGUCAGGAGUGUAGACAAUAUUGAGUGGGUCUCUGAUUGGCUCGAGGAGAUUCUGCAAAUGCCCAAUGUUAGGCAGGUCGUAGAGGUUGAUGUCUACAUCACCCAACCAAAUGAGGCAGCGCACACUAGUAGCUGGUCUGGGCGUGGGGGUGUUGUCAAGCUUUACACUGGACGCCCGGAUUUCGAUAUUAUCGUCGAAAAAGCUGUCAAACGGCAAGUUGGUGCCAUGGCGGUUAAUGUCUGUGGUGGAGGUGCUGUCAGCGACGCUGUCAGAGCUGCCGCUAGAAAAUACAUUGACGUCUCCUCAAUUGAUUUCUCAGAGGAAAGCUUUUCCUGGUAA